Brachypodium distachyon (stiff brome) is the source of this 6624-nucleotide messenger RNA. Its product is annotated as DDT domain-containing protein PTM. Lineage: Eukaryota; Viridiplantae; Streptophyta; Magnoliopsida; Poales; Poaceae. The transcript is spliced from 10 exons. Bases 476 to 6136 code for a protein of 1886 amino acids. The record is from RefSeq and is a predicted model, not a curated record.
UUUUCCUUUUCCUCUCGCAAUCUCCCCUGCCCUUCCCUUCCCCUUCCUCACCGUUCCUCAUCUGCUCCUCUCCCCGGCCCUCGUCUCCAUCCCAUCGCCUUCCACCGCCGCCGCCGCAACGCGUAGAGCCGCUCGCGCGUCCCGGUCGCCGAUCGACCCCCGCCGUCCGACCGAUUUCCCCCCACCGCCCGCUUUCCGCCCUCUCGCAACACCACCGACGCCGCCGCCGCCGCCGCUUUUGCGAGGUUUCCAGCGCUCGCCCGCCCGCCCGCACGUCUCCAGAUUCGCAUCUGGGCACGCGCUCCGGCUGCUCUCCGUCCGCUCUCGGCUUACUUCGCCGGGAAUUCCGUCGGAAUCUCGGCUGGGGGUGCGGGGGGAGCGAGGGCUCGCGAUUUGCGGCGCGGAUGCUCGCGUAGGGGUAGACAGACAGGCAAAGCAGGCAGCUAGCUAGGGUUUUCGAGGGCCGGGUGUGCUCAUGGACCGCCCCGCGGGGGAGGGGCCCCGGGGGGCCGCUGAUCGGGACUCGUCUCCUCCCGCCGCCGCGGCGGCGGCCCCGUCGGUUGCCGCUGCUGCUGCCGCUGCCGACGAGGUGGUUGUUGCUGCUGCUCCCGACGAGGUGGUUGCGGGAGAGAUCCCGCAGGCUGACGGCGCAGUGACGGGGAACAGAGAGCCACCGUCUGCCGCGGUGAUGCGGCCCCUGGCCUUGGAGGAGUACCACGUCGUUUUGGCCUUGGCGUGCUUGCGGCAUGGGCGUGAUGUGUACUGGGACAUGGUGGGGGGUGCCUCGGAGCCACAAGGGGCGGAGAUGGAGGUGGAUGGCAGUAGUGAUCCGGAGCAAGAGAAUAAUGUUGCAGCUGAGGGAGAUACGAAGGAAGGCGAGGGCACAGCGGCGGAUCGACGACCCGACGCGCCUGCUGGUGUCUCUCAGGUGAAUGAGGAAGGGGAUUCCUUGGUGGGCCGCUACAUCAGCCGGAGUGCUGGUAAUAGAAACAUCCGUCUUGGGAAGGUCGCGUCUUAUGAUAGCAGCGUUGGAUUGUACACUCUGGUUUUUGAGGACGGACAGGGUGAGGAGAUGGGGCUUGCUGAGCUCCGGGAGUUGCUGAUGACCGGAGAAAAUGGUGUGUCUGGCAUGAAGGUCAGCUGCAGGAAGAGGAAGUUGGAUCUGGUUGUUUCAUCAGGGAGCGCCACGGUGGUGAAAGGGCCACCAAGUGCUAGGCAGAGAAUUGAUGAUUCAGGCGACAUACCUGCUAGGCCUGAUACCGCACAGCAGAGUGGUUCUGGUUCAGAUGUAUCGGAGGAUGUGGAGUCUUCUAGCAACUCGUCAGAUUCUAGCAAACAGUUGCCAGUCGAGCCAUGCCAGCCAGUUAAGUGCAUAGAAUUGCCUCCGUCAUCCGGGGACAUUGAUGUGCCAGAGGAGUCCAUCGAUAGCCUUUUUUCCGUUUACAACUUCCUUAGAUCAUUCAGUGUGCAGCUCUUCCUAAGCCCAUUUGGGUUGGAUGAUUUUGUUGCAUCCAUCAAGUGUACUGUACAGAGUACAAUGUUGGAUGCGGUGCAUGUCUCGCUGCUGCGGGCGUUGAGGCGGCAUCUUGAAGCCAAGGCCUCGGAUGGAUCAAAACAUGCCUUGAAUUGCUUGAAGUAUCUAGAUUGGGCAUUGCUAGAUACGCUGACGUGGCCGACUCUAUUGCUAGGAUACUUCAAUUUAACAGGAUGCGUUAAGACUCUUGGGGGCAAGAGUUUUGGUAGAAAGCUGUUAGCUAUUGAAUACUAUAAGCUCCCUGUUACCUUGAAGCUUAGGGUCUUGCAGAUUCUCUGUGAUCAUGCAAUUGAUUCAGAGGAACUCAAGACAGAACUUGAGUCGAGGGAAGCAUACAACGAGGAGACAGAAUAUGGGAUAGAUUAUAGUAUUUAUUCAGAGGCUGGAUCAAGAUCAGUCCUGACUAGACCGUCAAGGGCUUCUGCUUCCAAAAAGAUUGAAGAUUCCCAGAAUUUGGAAAGUGCUCCAAAUGUAACAAAUCCAGAAGCUGUUGUAGCAAAUGCUUCUCUGGAUGGCAACAGUGAUGAUUGCAGAAUAUGUGGAAUGGAUGGGACUCUGGUAUGCUGUGAUGGCUGCCCAUGGGCAUAUCACUCGAGAUGUAUUGGUCUCAACAAAGCUUUUCUGCCCCAGGGACUUUGGUUCUGUCCAGAAUGUGUGGUUAACAAGCUUGGGCCAACAUCUUCAAGGAUAGAGCGUGGGGCAAGAGGAGCUCAAAUGUUUGGCAUUGACAUGUGUGGGAGAAUCUUCCUAGGAUCCUGCAACUAUUUGUUGGUGAUUGGGACAUCGUCGGAUGUAGAGUCUUACGCAAGAUACUACAAUCAAGAUGAUGUUGCCAAGAUUGUUCAAAUACUUGCGUCUUCAGAUGCAUAUACAGAUAUUUGUAGCAGAAUAAUAGAGUACUGGAGGCAUCUGGUUGAUAUAUUUCAGAACGAGAGAUCAAAAGUAGGUAAAGAUGAUGCUGCAAGCCAUGCUCCACAAUGCGAUACAUUGCUGAAUGUUACACCAGGGAAAGGAGAUGGAAGUGUCUGUACAGUCUUAAAAGAUGGUGGUGACAGUAAAGCAUUGGUACUAUCUCAAAUGAAUGUGCAGCAUGAAGAAUUUGUGGCUAAUCAAUUUGCAGUGUGUUCUGCUGAACAACUGGAGGAACAAAAACACAUGGCGACUAGUGUAGGUGCUAGCACCGAGAAGAACAGCCUACAAACUCCAUUAACUCAGAAUGAUGUACAUACUGCACCAAUGAAUGAAGCUUUUAGACCCCCCGGGGUAUCCCCACUUUCUCAUCAGAACGGGUCGGCGGUAGCAGGCUUCUCUAACAUAACACAUGCACAGCCAUCACAUGGGCUAAUGCCCCCAGACUUGUCCGCCAGCCGUUCAGGGGUUGAUAAUGGCAUGUCCAGAGAAGAUAUUGGGAGCACCAUUUCUGUGAAGGCAGGCUCGUUUUGUCCAUCCUAUCACAGCAAACAUCCCUUUGGAAACGUGCUUGGUGGUAAGCUAUCUAAAGUGCCAUCUUUUAAACCUCAGGCUUACAUGAAUCUGUACAAUCAUGGAAACAUUGCAGCAUCUGCCGCUGCCAAUCUAGCUGUUCUUACAUCGGAUGAAGCUAAGGUUUCAGCACCCCAACUCAUCACAAACCCAAGGAAAAAAAUGGCUGCCGACUGUGCUCUACAAGUGAAAGCAUUUUCCUCGGCAGCUUCUCAAUUUGUUUGGCCAAGUACAGAAAAGAAAGUUAUGGAAGUCCCAAGAGAUAGAUGUGGUUGGUGCCUUGCCUGCAAAAGUUCGGCAAUUGGAAAUAAAAAGGCUUGUUUUCUUAAUAUGGCCACCACAAAUGCUUCUAAAGGGUCGGCUCGAGUUCUUAGUGCCAUGCACAUAAUCAAAAGUUCUGAGAGCCAUUUUCCCAGCAUCGUUGCUUAUCUGACCAACAUGGAGGAGAGUUUGCGUGGCCUUUUAGUUGGUUCCCUACAAGACACGCAGCAGAGACAACGGUGGCAUAAACAGCUACAAGGAGCUUCCAACUGCAGAACUAUAAUACCCCUCUUACUUGAAUUGGAGAGUAAUAUUCGUGGCAUAGCAUUUUCGGCAAGCUGGUUCAAGCUAAUAGAUGACUGGCCUGUGAAAUCUCCUGGUGUAUCUACUGUACCAUCUCGUUCUUCAGCGUACCAAAAACGUGGAACCGGUGGAAGGCGGGGUAGAAAACGUUUGUUGGGAUCUGAAUCUGCUAAUGUUACUGAUGAUGACAACAGCUGGAAAGAGGUCAAUUGGUGGAACGGAGGAAAUAUUUCUAAACGUAUUUUGCAGAGGGGGGCUCUUCCGAGUUCGGCUGUAAGUAAAGCUGCUCGCCAAGGUGGUAAAAAGAAGAUAUCAGGUGCAGGUCUAUCUUAUCAUGAAACUAACAAUUUUCCAAGGCGAACUCGGCAAUUUGCUUGGAGAGCCUGUGUUGGAUUAAGCCGUAAUUCAUCUCAACUUGCUCUGCAGGUUCGAUACCUUGAUUCUCAUAUAAAAUGGAAGGAAUUCAUCCUUCCAGAUCAAAUUCCUUCAGAAGCUGAUUUUUCUGCUCUCAGAAAUGCUGUAGUUUGUGAUAAAAAAGUUGUUGACGGUAACAUAAGAUAUGCACUUAACUUUGCAAACCAGAAGCAUCUUCCUGCACGUAUAACCAAGAAUAUUUUGGAAUCAGAAGGCAGUGAGCAUGAGAAUGGCAAAUUGUGGUUUUCUGAAUACAAUGUCCCACUGUACUUGGUACGAGAUUUUGAGCAGAAAGCUGGGGUUAGCUCCUUGCCUAGUCCAGAAAUGAUAAUCUCCAACUGUUUUACCAAUUUCUACCCAAGGCAAGUAAAGGCGUUCGUUGGAGAUAUCUUUUCUUAUCUCUUUCAUAAGGGAGAAGUGUAUCCCUGCACCUUUUGCGAGAAGGAUGUUCCCUUCAGGGAUGUCGUCAAGUGUAUCUCUUGUCAAGGCAAUUGCCAUAAAGAGUGCACGUCAGGAUCUGUUGGCCGUCAAGGAGGCAAUACUGCUCCCAAUUUGAUAUGCAAAUUAUGCAUUCAGAAGCGUAAUCUCAUGCUUGCAAAGAACAAAACAAAUGCAAGUUAUGUCCCGCCUCAACAAAAAAGCAACGACCAGCUGCCAACUGUUCCCAAAAUAAGCUUCAGGGUUGGUUCCCAUUCUUCUGAACCAGCCAUGAAUGCUGAAGCCCAGCUAGAUGCUGGGGUUCAAGCUCAGUCAGUUCCAAAGGUUGAAGCCCAGCCAAUCAUGAAGGUGGAAGCCCAGCCAAUCAUGCAGGUGGAUACCCGGCCCACCAUGCAGGUGGAAACCCAGCCAAUACCGAAGAUAGAAGGCUGGCCAAUUGCAAAUGUGGCAACUCAAAAUAUUGCAGGGGUGCAGGCUACACCAAAGAUUAAAACUAAAAAAUCCAAGGCAGAAAAGCCGAGAAAACCUAAAAAGGUUCAAGUGAUCACGUACUUUGGUCUUGUUUGGAAGAAAAAUAAGAAUGAUAAAGGGGGAGAGGAAUUCAGGGCAAAUGAUGUAAUCCUAAAAAGCAAUGAUGGCAUAGGUUCUUCAGAAAAACCGACUUGCACUCUCUGCGACAAACCUUACUGUCCAAAUUUUCUGUAUGUCCGCUGUGAGAGAUGCAAAAAGUGGGUCCAUGGUGAUGCGUUGCAACUUCCUGAAGAGAAGUUAAUUGAUGUGGUUCAAUACCGAUGCUGCAGAUGCCGAAGGCGAGCCAUACCACAAUGUCCUUAUUCAGAUGAUUAUAGAGAGCCUGAACCAGAAACCAAUGAACAAACAGUUGCCAUACCAUCUCAGUCAACUAUGAUCUCUGGUGAUGAGACUUUUGCUUUAGCGGAUCAAGACCCGUUGCUUGCUAAAUAUGGAAUAGUUGAACCAAUUUCAGAAGAAACAACGAAUGCUGAUUUAUCAAUGAACAUGGCAAACCUUGUCCCAGGAACUAAUCAGAAGUUGUCCAUAAGACGGGCACAAGUUAAAAAUUGUGAAUAUCUUGAUCAAGCUGGAACACCCGUGAAUGGGUAUUAUAUUCAGAACCAACCUCCAGGGGAUACAAGCAUCAAUUUCAGUCAUAUGAAUGAAUUUUCUGUGUCAGAGGCUGACGGUGUGGAUGCUUCGGAGCUAUUGGGGUGGGAUUUUUCUCAAGGAAAUGGAUUUUCUGCGCCUCCCGAUUACAGCGCCAAUUCCCAGUGGAAUGACACUACCGGUGGCAACUUUGUCGCUGAUGAAUAUGAACCACAGACUUAUUUCUCAUUCACUGAGUUGCUUGAAGCUGAUGAUGAUACACAGCUUGAUAAUACAUUUGAGAUGUCUACUGGUCUGCAAGAUGAUAGCAACUUCACAGGAAGCUUUGGUCAGCAAGGGACCAGUUUCGAUGAAUUGGCUUUCAUGGUGGAAGACGAUUCUUCAAAUAUGCAUUUCUCAGGAAAUGAUCCUUCCAUUGAUGAGUUAGCGUGCCACAAGUGCAAGAAUCUUCAGCCGCCACCUGAUCUCAAAUGUGUGUCCUGUGGCCUACGUGUACACCGUCACUGCUCACCUUGGCAAGAAAGUGAAGAGGCUGCUGAUAGUGUCAAUUGGAGGUGUGGAACUUGCCGGGAGUGGCAAUGAUGAGCUUUGAACUUCAUUGCAUAUGUUACCCGACUGCCAGAGUGAAUGCUGCCGAUUGUUAUGGCAGGUAUCUCAUGAAGGGCACCAAGGGAUCUCGAUGGGGAAUUUUCCGUCUAGCUGUUGUAUGCGGUGGAACUGAUCAUUUGGAAGUUUGGCAUUGGUUACUGGACAUACUGUUUGCCAUCAUAUACUAGAGUAGUAAUGAUCUCUGUGAAAUUGACACUGUACAUACUAAAGGAUGGGUCACCGGUGACCGUUUUCCAUUCUUUAGGUGGUUUAUUCCCAGGGAGAGUUAUAGAACUAGGAUGCAAUUAGCUGCAGGUUAUGUUCGAUUAGUUCUCCAUGUUAGUGUCAAAUGUGUACCCAAUUGCAUUCUUCUUUUUCUGACAGAUAGAAGUGCCUCGUUGGCUUUACUCUUUCGCACUUUGUUUGGCUUUCCAGUGUGACCUGAGACACCGAUCCUUGAACUAGUAAGAUUUUGUCCUGCA